Molecule: messenger RNA, 837 nt
Organism: Mollisia scopiformis
Lineage: Eukaryota; Fungi; Ascomycota; Leotiomycetes; Helotiales; Mollisiaceae
Exons: 2
Coding region: 1-837 (278 amino acids)
Cellular component (GO): cytoplasm; membrane; mitochondrion
Source: RefSeq, a predicted model, not a curated record
AUGGCUGUAUUUGCGCUCAAGACAGCAAGUCGCGCUGUCGUUCGACGAGCCCAUUUCCCUUCCCAUCGCCAACCCACGAACAUCACAAAACGCCACAAUGCCACGCAAAGCAAGCCCGACAUUAACCCCGCGAACGGAAACGGAACUUCUAUUCCAGUUCCUAACACUGUUGCCACGCUGCCAUUAUGGCAGCGGUUAGGACCUCUGUCGAGAGCAUUUCAAGCAUAUGGGAGAAGUCAGAGAAAGAGGCCGUACGCUACACAAUUUUGCAGUUCGCUGGUUAUUUAUUUCCUGGGAGAUCUUUCGGCGCAAAACAUCAACGGAGAUGAAUAUGAUUCCAAGCGGACUCUGCGAGCGUUGAUUAUCAGUAUGGGGUCUUCUAUUCCUAGCUAUAAAUGGUUCAUUUUCCUCGGGAAUAACUUCAAUUAUGCCUCAAAGACGCUCUCACUUGCGACAAAAGUCACCGUGAACCAGAUAUGUUUCACUCCGAUAUUCAACACUUAUUUCUUUAGCAUGCAAUCGCUGCUCUCCGGCGACACACUCCCUGAGGUCUGGGAACGAAUAAAGAGAGCCGUUCCAACGUCCGUGAUCAACAGUUGCAAACUCUGGCCAGCAGUCACAGCAUUCAGCUUCACUUUUAUUGAUGCGCAAUACCGCUCUAUAUUUGCAGGAUUCGUCGCUAUUGGAUGGCAGACAUAUCUUAGCUUUUUGAAUAGAAGGGCUGAGAUGGCGGCGGAAACUGGUGCGCGCAUGGCGACAUCUAGCGAGAGUGGGGGGAAGAAAUCCGAACGAGAAAUCGAAAUACGAUCCCGCGAUGCGCAAAAGAUCGAAGCAUAG